AUGACCAUUCUGCUACCAGAAAAGGACAGGCGAAAUCGGGAGCGUACAAUGGGCUGCCUGCACAUUGGAGAAAAGCUUGAAAAUAAUACUUGUCACGAGCCGAGCACCAAGCUGUCGUACUAUUACCAGGCUUCCCAUUCCUCGGUAGUCCUCGCUCUCCCGCCUUCCUCCACGGCCGUUCCCGGUUCGGGAAAGCCUCAAUGUACAUCUUACCUUUGCGCAGCACGGGAAGGACGGGCUGGAAAAUCGGACAAAGUCAGGUACGCAGAAGCGUCGCCGUUUUCGGUCAGCACGCCGUGUCCUAACCACUCUCCCCUCACGCCCCCUUCCCACGUUCCUGUCCUGCCGUCAUCUUUUCUGGUACACCGUCUGACCUCCGCAUUCGUAUCUCCUCUUCCUCCCAUUCUUACUCUCAUCUCUGUCUCGGGCUCCCCAGGUUUUCCUACAGUAGACACCCUCACCGUGUUCAGUUUGACUGUACGAAGCCGCACAGUCCCUGGAUCAGCGCGACGCAUGUCAGAUCGCCGGCUUGUCCCGGAAUAUCAGUUCGUAUACGGUCAACGGCAUAUGCAAAACCCAUCCAUGGAUGGAGGCGCUGACGGCCGCAUGACUCUGAGACCAUCCCUCAAACCAAACCAGAGAAUUGGGAAUGAUGGACUAGGACGGCAGUUUAUAUCACACCCCGUUGUGUUUACGGUCAGGGCAUACUGCAUCUCGACCUUUUCGAACUCGGCGAUCCAGGCAGGGCUGGAACGGACGUACCUUGAUGCUUCCGGAUGGACAGUCGCCCUGCAAGAUUGCUGCACGUCAGGAUGUAACCCAAAGGUCUAUCCGAGCAUCUCAAGGCCAGACGAACUUGCAGCGUCCACGCCCCCUGACCCGCCCAUCGUCUCUAUCCAUCACUUCUCUUUCGGUUCCCCCUCCCUGCCCCUCCUCCAUGUCGGUGUGCGCAACCGCAAUAUCCCACUCCCUAUGCCUCUGCAUCCUACUACUUCCAUACCUUCUCCGCUCCUCUCUCGCUACUUCCCCUGUCGUCUUGGACAUUGCACACCGUAUAUUUCACUCCUCACAUCGCCAAGAUCAGCCCCCUUUUCUCCGGAUCAAGCAGAGCCACUGAACACCAUGAUCUAUGAAUACUACCUCUUUCUCAUUUUGAACCUCGCUAGCCAGCCGCUUGGCCCAUCGUCACCGCCGCCAUCCCUCCCGAGUGUCCCAGGAGCCUGGUGGUCGGCCGACGGGCGCUCUACUACCCACGAAGCCUUCUCUAGCCUGUUUUUUGCCUUUGUCUUGACAGCGCUCGGCAAGCCACUCCCUUCUCUUCCGUCCAACGCCAUGAACGCUUUCUGCUUGGUACUUCUCAGCCCCCCCCUGGCCCUCCAUCUAUCUCCUCUUCUCCACGCAAACGAAGGCCAUGCGCUUAGCUACCAGGAGUGUCUUUAUGUCGAUCCAACCAUGUGUUUGCGGACUCCAUAUCCUCCAGGACAAGAGGUGUUCUCUUUUCGCAGCCCGUCAGAGUGCGAGGUACAAGAGUCCCGCAGGGCCCACCUCAUCUCUCUUGCCGGCGGCUUAUCUCCCUUCAGCUGGCUUGUUCACCGUGCCCCGUCUACCCCUCGGCCCCAUCAACGGCCGGUGCCUACUGUUAGAAGGCAGGCAGGCAACUCCUUUCUCCGCCAACCGGCCUACUGGCCGCCCGGGCAAGGAACUUGGAUCUUGAGCCAAGGCACCUAUCUGGGCUACGAGGCAUUCAGGGACCUCAUCAAUGGUGUACAUUGGGUCGCCGCGCACUCUCUCCGCCUCCUCCUCCGCCCAAUGUCGCGCAAGCCCGACGGCCCAAAAUCCCUAGCGUUGCUGCAAAGAAUCGGCAUCAUGUACUCUUGGGGCUCGCCGUUGGGAAGAGGCCGCAAAAGCUGCAAAAGAUGCAAAGGCUCGGACACACGCUUACACGCUUACCAACGGACGCAAAGACACUUGGAGUCUGACAUCUCAUUGCUGCGCUCCGACCUCGCCUGGCCUGCAUCUAUCAAGCACAGACUUCAUUCCAUGGGUACCGCCACGCGUGAGUGUACGUGUGUUAUGCACGCUCGCGGCUUCCGCUUGGUUUGUCUCGUCGUCACGAGUGAAUUUUCCAUAUUCCUUCAACCUCGUCGAGUCAUCUUCCGAUUCUGGCUCUCUUUUGGCGUCGUGGUUUGGAUGCCUAUGUCAAGGAUGGCUGCUCGAUAUUGGCGAACGGCAUUCUCCUUGCCCCUCCCCUGCCUGAGAGACAGGCGUGUAUACACCACCCCCUUUGGCUCUCGCUCGCGCGCAGGUUUGUGUAACCAGGAUCAACCCAAUCCAAGCGCCAAGGGUCCCCGAAAGCUCUUCCCUCUCGACAAAUGGAUUGGCGGCAACGAGGGGCCUGUCAAAGAGGAACUCGAAGUUUCUCUCUCGUCCACUCGUACACCUCGUCCACUGGCCCCCGAAAUGCUGGCUGCCCCUCCCCUCCUCCCCUCUUCGCCUCCUCCCGCACCGCACACCGCGCACGCCAUACAAACCACCCAUACAGACACCAGUGACCAGACACGGGAGACAUAUCGAUAG
This is a messenger RNA of Colletotrichum lupini, 2577 nucleotides long. RefSeq lists its product as uncharacterized. Lineage: Eukaryota; Fungi; Ascomycota; Sordariomycetes; Glomerellales; Glomerellaceae. The transcript is spliced from 15 exons. The record is from RefSeq and is a predicted model, not a curated record. Bases 1 to 2577 code for a protein of 858 amino acids.